This is a messenger RNA of Acanthamoeba castellanii str. Neff, 1161 nucleotides long. RefSeq lists its product as uncharacterized. Lineage: Eukaryota; Discosea; Longamoebia; Acanthamoebidae. Bases 1 to 1161 code for a protein of 386 amino acids. The transcript is spliced from 2 exons. The record is from RefSeq and is a predicted model, not a curated record.
AUGUCGAUGGCACGCAAACUGGUGAAGACGGCGGACAGCCCGUCGUUGUGGAACUACUCCCUCUCGCCCGGUUGGACGCAGGAGACCUCCGAGAUUCUGCGAUUGGCCAUCAUCAAGUUCGGAUGUGGCAAUUGGAAGGCCAUCAUCGAGUCCAAGUGCCUGCCGGGCAAGACGAGGAGUCAGCUCAACCUCCAGACCCAGAGGAUGGUGGGCCAACAGUCCAUCGCCCAAUUCAAGGGCAUACACCUCGACACCCGCGUCGUCUGGAAGGACAUCCAGGAGAAGCAUCGAAACAACCCGAACACGUUCGUGAAGAACGGACUGAUCAUCAACACGGGCAACAACCAGACCAAAGAGGAGAAGGACAAGCUGCGUCGUGCCAACACUAAGAAGUACAGCCUGCCGCGUAGCGACAUCGAGGCCGUCGAGCUGCAGGUGGUCGACAUCGAAGACAUCGUGGCCGAGGGCAAGGGCAAGCGCCGCCGCCUCAAGGAGCGCAAGGUGCUCGCGCCCGGCGAGGGCGAGAAGCUCAAGGCCCGGCUGCAGGUGCUGCGCGACCGCCUGGCCACGCUCGAGAAGGAGCUCAAGGACCGAGGCGUGCCGCUCACCGAGCCCAAGCGGUCGCGCCUGGGCGCCGUCAGCUCCAGGGCCACAGCUGCGACGAAGCGCAAGCGAGCAAUGGCUGAUGAUGAAGAAGAAGAGGAAGAGGAGGCCGCGUUCGAGAUCAACGAUGAGUGCUUCGAGGCCUACGACGAAGAUGAUGAUGAAGAAGAAUUGGAGGAGGAAGAGGAUGAGGAGGUGGAGAUCCUCGAGGAGGAGGUCGAUGACGAUGAAGAAGUCGACAUCGAAGGCGAGGAGGAGAGCGGCUUCAGCGGUGAGGAGCCGCCAUCAUCGACCAAUGCUGGCAAGGCCAAGGAGGAGGCCGCCGACAUCAGCGACGGUGGCAUCGACGACGCGUCGCUCGGGUUCUACUUUGGCAGCCAGCUGCAGCAGCCGGCCGCCGUUCACAACAACCAACUCAUGGCCGACAGUGACGCCGACGCCUUCGCCGCCGCAGUGCUGGGCGGAGCCGAAGAAGACGAUGACGUCGAUUCAGACUUUGAAGAGGAGCCCAGCCGGAAGAAGCGACGGAUCGCCCCCUCGAGCGCCAACGGAAGGUGA